Chroicocephalus ridibundus (black-headed gull) is the source of this 3683-nucleotide messenger RNA. RefSeq names its product 1-acylglycerol-3-phosphate O-acyltransferase 5 (gene AGPAT5). Gene Ontology annotation, cellular component: endomembrane system; mitochondrion. Gene Ontology annotation, molecular function: acyltransferase activity. NCBI's taxonomy places the organism in Eukaryota, Metazoa, Chordata, Aves, Charadriiformes, Laridae. The record is from RefSeq and is a predicted model, not a curated record. The transcript has 8 exons. The coding region runs from base 276 to 1373 and encodes 365 amino acids.
CGCAGCCGCCGAGGGGCCGCCUUCCUGCCGGCGUCGCUCCUCCUCCGGCCGGGCAAUAUGGUGGCGGAGGCGGCGCGGGGGGAGCCGUGAGCCGGUGAGCCGAGAGCCUUCUCUCCUUCCCGGCGUUGGCUGCCGCUGCUGCUGCUUCCCCGCCCGCCUGGCGGGUCUGGCCGGCGCGGCGGGCGAUGCGGUCGGCGGGGCGACUGGGCUGUGUGUGAGCGCCGCUGCCCAUGUGGGUGUCCCGGUGAGGCCGGGGGGGCAGAAGCGGCGGGAAGAUGCUGCUGUCGCUGGUGCUGCACACCUACUCCAUGCGCUACGUCCUGCCCGCCGCCGUCAUGAUGGGCACGGCGCCCACCUACGUGCUGGCCUGGGGCGCUUGGCGCCUCCUCUCUGCCCUGCUGCCCGCCCGCUUCUACCGCGAGGUGGACGAUCGCCUCUACACCAUCUACCAGAGCAUGGUGCUCUUCUUCUUCGAGAACUACACCGGCGUGCAGGUAGUAAUCUACGGGGAUUUGCCAAAAAAUAAAGAAAAUGUAAUAUAUUUAUCAAAUCAUCAGUGUACAGUUGAUUGGAUUAUUGCAGACAUGCUGGCAAUUAGGCAGAAUGCUCUCGGGCACGUCCGGUAUGUCUUGAAAGAUGGGUUAAAAUGGCUUCCACUGUACGGGUGGUAUUUUUCACAGCAUGGAGGAGUCUAUGUAAAAAGAAGUGCCAAAUUCAAUGAAAAAGAAAUGAGAGAGAAGUUGCGGGCCCAGAUGAAAGCUGAGACUCCGAUGUAUUUAGUGAUUUUUCCAGAGGGGACUCGUUACAAUCCAGAAAUACCAAAAGUCAUUGCAGAUAGUCAAUCAUUUGCUGAAAAGGAAGGACUUGCUAUACUGAAGCAUGUGCUAACGCCACGCGUGAAGGCAACUCAUGUCGCCAUUGACACAAUGAAAGACUAUCUGGAUGCUGUGUAUGAUGUGACUGUAGCUUAUGAAGGUACUGUGGACCACAAAGGGCAAAGAAAACUGGCACCAUCUAUGACAGAGUUUCUUUGCAAGGAAUGCCCGAGAGUUCACAUUUUCAUUGAUCGAAUUGAACUGAAGGACAUUCCAGAAGAGCAGAUGUACAUGAGAAGGUGGCUUCAUGAACGCUUUGAAAUAAAGGAUAAGUUACUAAUAGAGUUUUAUGAUGCAAAGGAUUCUAAAAGAAGAAAUAAGUUCCCUGAAAAAAGUGUUCAUUCCAAACUAAGCCUCAAGAAAACUUUGCCAUCUUUGCUGUUUUUAGGUGGCCUGACUGCUAGUAUGCUUCUGACAGAAUCCGGAAGGAAACUUUAUGUAAAAACGUGGAUAUAUGGGACUUUACUCGGCUGCCUGUGGGUUAGCAUUAAACCAUAAGCAGAUGUUAGUCUCCAGUCGGUGAAAUGUGCAGUCUUUUCUUGCGCAUUGCACCAAACUUUUUCCUGACUUUAUAGUUUAAAAAGUGUAAAUAAAGCCUUAUUGAUCGAACAUUGGAAAUAAUAGAAUUUGUGACUUAAGCCUCUGUGUGGUUGGUCUGGGGAAAAUAAAUGUAGAUUUUCAAAGUUGCUACUGAUUUUUGCUGGAAUAAUGACAGAUAAACCGAGUCAUAUGAUAAAUUGCAUUCCCCAUGAACUAACAUCCAUCUCUAAAUGCAGAUUCGAUGAAGUAUGAGUUAUGCAUAAGGGUGUCUUAAGUGGACCUGUGAAUGUAUUUACAGAGAUUAAUUUAGGGUAUAUAUUUAUUCUUCUGAUAUUCAUGUUGAAUUUUCGUUACUCUUAGAUGCAACUGAGCUGCUGCAAUGCACCAACCCCAGCUGUAUCGCAACUAAAAUCAAAACUUUUUUUUUUUUAAUUUUGCUUUUCAGUUUUAGCUAAAUACCGUGUUCUUGAAAAGGGACUACGUAAGCUAGCAAAUCUUGAGAUGUUACCUGAAGCAGAAUAAAAUGUUCCUGAGACCUGUUGUUCAUGGGGAAGAGGCUCUGUUUAUCUAGUGCAUGAUUUUUGAUUAUAUUGCAGUAUUAGCUGAUUAUUUUACAUAUGCAAAAACAUUAAAUUUUACUGAGGAAACAGCUUAUUUUGCGCACCCUGUAUUUGUGCAUUAAAGGAACGUAUGCGGUGUAAACGAAAUGUUAAGUUUUUGUUUCUGGCCUAACCAGACUGUCGCUUACCUUGUGUCUGCGUUACCCCUGGCGCCUCGAGAGCUUCAGCUGAGCUCACAGACCUCCCGUGUGUACGUGCCAUAAGCGGCGGGGAACGCUCAGAAGUUUCCUGUUACCUCACGACUUUCUGGAAGCAAACUGUCGUUUGGGAGUGUAAGGGUAUGGUAACGAGGAACCUUCAGAUGUUCCUGCUAAAUCCGAAGCAUGUGCCUUUUUCCUACUAAUCUGAUUUAGCCUGAUGUUUCAUAAUCUGGCCGUCGUCUCUGUGCUGUGAUAUCACACUCGAUUCUCAAAUCGUUGUAGGCGAUGCAGGCUGCAGUUGGAUUGGAGUUUACGGGGUUGAUGUGUACGAUUUGCACAAUAGACUAGUAGUGAAAGAAAUGCAUAUCCUGUCAGAAAAUACACUUUAAAAAGCAAAAUCAACAAACCCUUACUACCAGAAAGUUUUGUUGGGGAAACGCCAUUUCCUGAUAGCAAGGGAAUAGUCUGUAUGUGCAGCGGUGGGGUAGGAAAGAGGAUGUACUUCAUCUUCUUCCAUUAGGGAUUUGGGUUCCCUGUAUCAAAAUGAAAGAAUUAGAGAAUAUUUUUAUAUCACACUGGCAAGCUUUAAAUGUGCAUCACUUUUUAGCUUCAGUACGAUUUGUCUUGCAUUAGAGUCCAUCGCGAGUUAAAUGUCUCUUAAAAUUAUAACUCAGUUUUUCAGGUUCCACCAUUGCCAGUUAAUUAAAGAUACUGCUUUUACCAUGGGUUUGUUUUUUUUUUUUUUUUACUGUAUUUUAUAGAGUAAUUACAGUUCCACCUUAAAAUCAUCCGGUACAACAUUCAGUUUGCAGUUCUGUGUCCGUCCAUACUGGAGUUAUUUAUAUCGGUGAUUGAUUCAGGAUAUGUUGAUGAACCAUUUUAAAAACAAUGACUGGGAACAGUGUUGAAAAACAGUAUUGUUAUGAGGCUGUGAAACCAGAAGAAAAAAAAAAAGGAAAAAAAAAAACAAAAACCAACCAACCUAUUUUAUGUAACAGCCAAACGUGCUCCCAUGUAGCUCUUCCUAUUCUCAGCUGGCCGUUUCCAGUGGGUAUAACCAGCAGGCAGUGUGCCGCAGUUAGUGUGAUUUUUUUCAGUCAGGGAAUGAAAUUUUACUCUGACUUGACUAAAUUUCUUUGUAACAGCUAAGAAUAACAUUUAAUUACACAGCAAAAAUAAAUGCAAACUGCUUAAUUCAUUUGCAGAAAAAUAACUGCUAUUUUGGAGAGCCUAAUAGCCACGAAAUACUGGAUCUCUCUUGUUGUUUAAGUACCAGGAAUAUAAUUGACACCGUGCAACAAACAGGCAGGAUGUUUAUUUUCAACCUUAUUCUCUAUGUUAAUCUUAAUUAUUUUUUUUCUUGCGAUUAAUUUAUAAAGUUUUGAAACUGUAAUUUGCCUAUGUAUUUGAUGUUGGGAGUAUCACAUGCUAUUUCUAAAUAUGCACUGAUAUUAACUUGAAAGAUUUCUUCAUUAAAGCAAGAAGAGCCAGUGCUCAUUCAACUUUUC